UGAGGGUGCACGGCACCGGGGAGGAGGAGGAUGGCGGCGGCGGUGCUCUAGCAGGAGGCGACGCGGACACGCGUGAAUGUGGUCUCCGGUCCUCGAGUGACCCUGCCCCGAGAUCUAAUAAUACAAUGUCAACUGGAAGGCUACGAACGAAAAAAAAGGCAUGUUCUUCAGACCAGUCUCCAGACAACCUUCCCCUGAGGAGUUCUGGAAGACAGGUGAAGAAGAAAGCAGCUGAAGCAGCAGAUGAUGAUGAUGAAGCAUCAGAGAAGAAAUACAGGAAGUGCGAAAAAGCUGGAUGCACUGCAACUUGUCCUGUUUGCUUUGCCAGUGCAGCUGAAAGAUGUGCUAAAAAUGGGUAUACAUCUCGAUGGUAUCAUCUUUCCUGUGGAGAACACUUCUGCAAUGAAUGUUUUGACCACUAUUACCGAAGCCAUAAAGAUGGUUAUGACAAAUACACUGCCUGGAAAAGGAUUUGGACAAGUAAUGGCAAAAGUGAGCCCAGUCCCAAAGCCUUCAUGGCUGAUCAACAGCUUCCUUACUGGGUGCAGUGCACAAAGCCAGACUGUGGUAAAUGGCGUCAGCUGACAAAGGAAAUCCAGCUGACACCACAAAUAGCAAAGAUCUACAGAUGUGGUAUGAAACUGAACAAUUCCACCAAGAGUGAGGGCUCAGACCAGUGUUCCAUGCCUGAGGACUUGAGAGUGGCUGAAGUUUCAGACCAUUGGUGGUACUCCAUGCUCAUACUCCCUCCUUUGCUGAAAGACAGUGUGGCAGCUCCCUUUCUAGCUGCAUAUUAUCCAGACUGCGUGGGCAUGAGUCCAUCCUGUACCAGCACUAAUCGGUUACCUGGGGAAUCCAACCUUGUGAAGUUAGAGCACUUAAAGAGCGUGCCUAAUUUGACUGUUGCAGGCAUGAACAAGUAUUUCCAGCCUUUUUACCAGCCCAAUGAAUGUGGGAAAGCACUUUGUGUGAGGCCAGAUGUCAUGGAACUGGAUGAGCUCUAUGAGUUCCCAGAAUAUUCACGAGACCCUACCAUGUACUUGGCUUUGAGAAACCUGAUUUUGGCUCUGUGGUACACAAACUGCAAGGAGGCUCUUACCCCUCAAAAAUGUGUCCAUCACAUCAUUGUUCGGGGGCUUGUGCGUAUUCGCUGUGUGCAGGAAAUGGAGAGGAUACUUUAUUUUAUGACAAGGAAAGGGCUAAUUAAUACAGGGAUUUUAUCAGUCAGUCCUGACCAGUAUCUUCUUCCUAAAGAAUACCACAAUAAAUCUGUCAUUAUUGUUGGGGCAGGUGCAGCAGGGUUAGCAGCAGCUCGACAACUGCACAACUUUGGAGUUAAGGUCAUUGUCUUAGAAGCUAAAGACAGAAUCGGUGGCCGAGUGUGGGAUGAUAAGACAUUCAGCGGAGUCACGGUUGGAAGAGGCGCACAAAUUGUCAACGGAUGUGUCAACAACCCAGUGGCACUAAUGUGUGAGCAACUUGGCAUUAAAAUGCACAAACUAGGGGAGAAAUGUGACUUGAUCCAGGAAGGUGGAAGGAUAACAGAUCCCACUAUUGAUAAACGUAUGGACUUUCAUUUCAAUGCCAUCCUAGAUGUCGUCUCUGAGUGGAGAAAAGAUAAAACCCAGCAUCAGGAUGUUCCUCUUGGUGAAAAAAUACAAGAGAUCUAUAAAGCCUUUAUUCAGGAGUCUGGUAUCCAGUUCAGUGAACUGGAAGAAAAAGUCCUACAGUUCCAUCUGAGUAAUUUGGAGUAUGCUUGUGGCAGCAAUCUCUCUCAGGUAUCUGCACGCUCAUGGGACCACAACGAAUUUUUUGCUCAGUUUGCUGGAGAUCACACUCUUCUAACUGUGGGAUAUUCUACUUUGAUUGAUAAACUGGCAGAAGGGCUGGACAUCCGGCUGAAUUUCCCAGUACAGAGUAUUGACUACUCUGGUGAAGAAGUACAGGUCACGACUACAGAUGGAACAGUGUGGACAACACAAAAGGUUUUAGUGACCGUACCACUGGCUCUUCUUCAGAGAAACACCAUUCAGUUCAAUCCUCCACUGUCAGAAAAAAAAAUCAAAGCCAUUAACAGUUUGGGAGCAGGAGUCAUUGAGAAGAUUGCCUUGCAGUUUCCUUACAGAUUUUGGGACAGUAAAAUUCAAGGAGCUGAUUUUUUUGGUCAUGUUCCACUCAACUCCAGCCAACAUGGCCUCUUCAGUGUUUUCUAUGACAUGGAUCCAGAGAACAAACAAAGCAUUUUAAUGUCAGUGGUCACUGGAGAUGCUGUGACAACUAUUAAGAAUUUAGAUGAUAAACAAGUACUGCAACAGUGUAUGACUGUACUUCGAGAGCUGUUUAAGGAGCAGGAGGUUCCUGACCCAGUGAAGUUCUUUGUGACUCGAUGGAGCCAAGACCCUUGGCUCCAGAUGGCAUAUAGUUUUGUGAAAACAGGGGGCAGCGGUGAAGCUUAUGACAUUAUAGCUGAAGACAUACAAGGAAAAAUUUUUUUUGCUGGUGAGGCCACCAAUAGGCACUUUCCUCAAACGGUCACAGGAGCUUACCUGAGUGGGGUGCGAGAAGCAAGCAAAAUAGCAUCCUUUUAAGUACCAAACUUUUGUGUUUAUAGAGCUGUUUUUACUUGUUUUCUGUGGGUAAAACUAUCUUCUAGUUUCCUAUUGCUGCCUUUCUCCUAAUUGGUACGUACACAGUAUAUGGUACCUGAAGAUAAAAUCUUCAUUUUCCUUUUCCUCUUCCUCCCCAACCCCUCUUUUUUGAGCCCUGAUGAUACAUAUUGUUGGGAAUUUUUUUUUUCCAGCUAAAGUAAUACUAGCAAGAGUGACGUUGGAGUCCCUGGCCGUAGCUUAACUAACUGAACUUUUGAGAGUCCUCUUCUGUAUGGCUCAAGUCACGCUAUUAUAAACCUUCAUUUCAGAAGGUCAGAUUAAAACAAGACUAAGUGAACAUACAGCAUUAAAAAUGCUGGCAGUUAGUAAUGAUGAUGAUGGGAAUUUUCCACUAACUGUGCUUCUCAGGUUGAUUAUGUUCAUAGGAGUUCAAACUUUCUCCCAAAAGCCUGAAUAGCCUAGAGAAACUCUGGGAUUACUGUAGGAAGGAAUUCAAGUAUCAUUCUUUCCACAUGCAAUCAAUAGCCUUUUCUAUAGUCUUUUUCAUAUUCUUAGUCUUCACCUGAUACUGGAGUAUCAGGUUUGUUUAAAUCAGAGGGCUGGAACAGUUUACAGUGCAAUCAUAGAAACAUUAUUGUAGCUAACAAAAACUUGAAAUUUUUUACAUUAAUUUAAAAACCUUUGAAAUAUUUUCUCUGCUACCUAUUCAGAGAAAUUCUUGUUACCGGAAUGGGCUAAGUUUAGAUUUGCUUAGUGUUUCUGAUAAUAUAGAAACAGAACACCUUAAAAAUACUAUAUUUCUAAGAUUGUUUGGGAAACAAACUUCCAAAGUCAUUUGGGCUACAUAGAGGAAGUAUCUUACUGGUAGGAGUGCACAGCACUGGGGGAAGGACUCGAGGUU
Messenger RNA from Dryobates pubescens (Downy woodpecker), 3510 nucleotides. It is a transcript of the gene KDM1B, whose product is annotated as lysine demethylase 1B. The transcript is spliced from 22 exons. Gene Ontology annotation, molecular function: protein binding; oxidoreductase activity; zinc ion binding. Bases 126 to 2588 code for a protein of 820 amino acids. NCBI's taxonomy places the organism in Eukaryota, Metazoa, Chordata, Aves, Piciformes, Picidae. The record is from RefSeq and is a predicted model, not a curated record.